AUGGUCCGCAUCUCCACCCUGUCCGGCUUGGCCCUCGCUGCCAGCUCGGCCCAUGCCCUGCCCAGCGCCAACACGGCCCCGAAGCCACAUGUGGUCGGCGGCAAGCCUGGCCGCUUCAGCCUGCCCGCGGUCAAGGUCAAUGAGACCAAGCCUGGCGCCGAGACCCGCGGCCUCAGGAACUCGGUGGACGUGGGGAGCAAUGAUCGGCACCCCCCACAGCCCUUCUACUUGCUCGCCGACAGCGGUGCGCCCAGCCUGACGAUCGAGUCGACGCUGGAGCCGCCGUCGCACCAGGGCAACAUCCCCAAGUACGACCCUACGAAGUCCAGCACGGCCCAGCUGCUGCCGGGCUACACGUACUCGGAGUGCUUCGUCAGCGGCUACUGCGACAACGGCGUCGUGUACACGGACGUCUUCACUAUCGGGUCCAUCGCCGUCGCCAACAUGCCCAUUCUGGUGCAGACCAACAACACCUCGCCGUCCAACGGGAUCCGGUCCGGUAAUCUGGGCCUCAACUUCGACAAGAAUGGCAUGGCGACCCAGCCUACACGGCUGCAGUCCCCCUGUCUGGACCGUCGAUUGGCACCCGUCGACCAGGCCGGCCAGUUAGACUUCGGCUACAUCGACUCGUCCAAGUACACGGGCAACAUCGCGUACGGCGGGGUGACGACGACGGGCGGCGAGUGGACGAUCGAGGUGCAGGGCAUCCAAGCGGGCUACGACGACGCCAAUUUCCGGCCCGGCAAGUUCCAAGUCACGGUCGACACCGGCUCGGGCGGCGGCACCAUCACGCGCGAGCUGGCCAACCUGUACUGGAGCCAGGUGCCCAACUCGAAGUGGAGCGACGCCUACGACAACUUCCUGUACCCGUGCAACCAGACGCUGCCGGACUUCGUCAUCACGCUCGCCGACGGCAACAAGGUCGGCAUCCCCGACGCCGGCCUGCGCUGGAAGGACGAGAACGGCUGGUGCGUCACCUACCUCGCCAUCGGCACCAGCACCGACGUCACCUGGGGCUCCAACUUCCUGGAGCGCUACUUUGUCAUCUUCGACUGGGGCAACUCCCGCGUUGGCCUCGCCCAGAAGACCUACUUCUAA
Molecule: messenger RNA, 1098 nt
Organism: Thermothielavioides terrestris NRRL 8126
Lineage: Eukaryota; Fungi; Ascomycota; Sordariomycetes; Sordariales; Chaetomiaceae
Exons: 3
Coding region: 1-1098 (365 amino acids)
Biological process (GO): proteolysis
Molecular function (GO): aspartic-type endopeptidase activity
Source: RefSeq, a predicted model, not a curated record